This is a messenger RNA of Marasmius oreades (fairy-ring Marasmius), 1257 nucleotides long. RefSeq lists its product as uncharacterized. Bases 1 to 1257 code for a protein of 418 amino acids. The record is from RefSeq and is a predicted model, not a curated record. NCBI's taxonomy places the organism in Eukaryota, Fungi, Basidiomycota, Agaricomycetes, Agaricales, Marasmiaceae. The transcript has a single exon.
AUGAACGACCUCGAACCGUUUGAUGGAAAUUUGGAUGAAGAAGAGUGGAUGGAAAGAUUCGAGAUGUUGACCAAAGGAAAGAGGCCACAUACGAAGGUGCUGUUGUUUCAGAAGAAGCUGGAGGGUUAUGGCAUUGUUUGGUGGCUCGAUCUUCCAGAAUCCGUUCGCUCACAUUGGCCAGGUAUACGAACAUUAUUCCUCAGCUUCUUCCACGGCGACAUUCAUAUGCGGAAAGAAGCCUACGAAAAAGAGAAGAUCAUACAAGCAAAACUUGCACCACCACCAUUUUCAGAUUCCGACCCCUCCCAUGAUCAUCCUAUCUAUCAGACUAUUGCUGAUAUGUUCGAGCAUGACCUUGACACCGCUAGAAGGGCCGCAUACUUAACUUAUGCUCAACUUGAUGACGAAGACAACCAGAAGUUGUUUUUUCGUGUCCUUUGGGAUCUUGCGAUGAACUUAGGGGAGGCUAGUUUGCGCCGUGCAGGAAUGGACGCCGAGACCGCGUCGAAAAAGUUCAAUGAAGGAUUUGAGGCAGGAAGGAAACUCGGCUUGGAAGCUGGACUUGCUUUGGGCCUGGAGGAAGGAUGGGAAAAAGGCUUAGAUGCAGCACGAAGGAGUAUGGGUGCAGCAGAGCACAACGAAAUCGCCGUCGACACCGCUGACCUUUCCAAACCACCACCAUCAUACAUCUCAACUCCAACUCAGACGUCAGUCGUGAUCACUCACACAUCAACAUCCAUCCAGACCAUCGACGAAGAAGUACAUCAAGCUUCAUUAUCCGCACAACCCUCUACAGAACCUGCUAUUCUAACUACGUCAUCGUCGAAACGUUUGAACUGGGCUGACGAUGCAGAAAGCAUCCCGAACGCUACCCUCAUACCGUGUUCCAAGAAGCCUUUCAUCCCCCGAGACCUUACAGUUCUACGUUCAAAAUCUGCUCAUCCCUUCAGUUCCCUGCGGCGGCGAAAUUACCGUUCCAUGAGACCUCACACCCGUUCUUCCGAUCAUCGUUCCAUUAUUCCGCUUCGUACCCGUUCCACACCUAACCGACCCGCCACCUCUGCACCAUUCAUCUCACGUAGUCAUCCCUCAGGUAUUGGACCAGGCAAGCCUGUAUACAGCAAUCACACCUACGCUGGUCAUCGUUUAGCUCCAAGAACUCAGUCGUCAUUGCCUCCAUUGGACUGGGAUAGAGAUCCCCGUUUGGUUCGUUUGGGUAGAAUACUAGGAGAGUUAGGUUGGGUUAGCCUGCCGUAG